Molecule: messenger RNA, 2221 nt
Organism: Gavialis gangeticus (Gharial)
Lineage: Eukaryota; Metazoa; Chordata; Crocodylia; Gavialidae
Product: probable G-protein coupled receptor 141
Exons: 2
Coding region: 93-959 (288 amino acids)
Cellular component (GO): membrane
Molecular function (GO): oxysterol binding; G protein-coupled receptor activity
Source: RefSeq, a predicted model, not a curated record
CACAGACAGUGAAGACCGUACCAUGAAUAUAUGAAGAGAAGAACACAAAUACUUACUACAGAUUCAAGAGGAAGCUUUAAAAAGAAAAGACAAUGAUGGAGAUAUCUAACACAAGCUCAGAACAACAGCUUAUUUCCCUAAAUGAAACUCAGAUCUCCAAAACACUAUAUUCGAUCUUGAUAUCACUCUACAGUGCUGAUCUAGCUGGAGGUAUUACUGGAGUUGUCCUAAUGUCCCAUCACUUGCUUCAAAGAAGAUCACAGACUGUGAUGACUGCUAUCAUCAUCAAUCUCAUGGUAGUGCAUACCAUUCUGUUACUUAGCCUUCCAUUCCGCCUCAGCUAUUAUAUUUCAUCUGAAUGGAAACUGGGGUGGCUCACCUGCAGAAUGGUUAGUGGCCUGAUUUACUUGCAUAUGUAUACCACUUUCAUUUUUUAUGUAGCUAUUAUUCUAAUACGCCUGUUGAAACUGGAGUUUAAGAAGUGCUACACAACAACCUGGCUUGCUGGUCUCUGGCUUGUGGGAACUCUGGUGAUCUUACCUAUUUUUAUUUCCUAUUACGGCACCACUGACAGCUACAAAGAUUCAGAAUGCUUUCAGUUCCAGAAAGACAUCAUGAAGAAGGGCAUGAUGAUAACAAACUACUGCUUGAUUGCUACUUUGAUGGCAAUAUUCUUUGUGCUCACCAUAAUCCAAUUAGCCAUAAUCUUUCAACUGGCAGUGAAGUACUGGCCUGAAAUGAACUCACAUGUGGAAUUCAGAGCUCACAUGAAGAGUUUCUUCUUCACCUUGGUAAUACUAGUCUGCUUUAUACCUCAUCAUGUAUUUCGACUAUACUAUAUUAAACAUUUCCACCAGGAUGAGGACCAUAAACUACUCUUAUACAAUGAAAUCUUCUUAGCUUUUACAGCUAUGUGCUGCUUGGAUAUGCUGUGUUUUGUAGCAGGAAUAGCCCAUUAAAUUAUACGUAGCUGGUAAAAUAUAUGUUGCUGUGCAGCUUUCAGUUCUUUGUAGCAGAAAGACACUAUCUAAAAUGUUCCUUUGAUCUACGGGGAUUACAGUUUUAGUAUGAGGACAAUUUGGUUUGGAUUUCUAUCGUGUUCAGGUUUUAGACCCUGGUAUGUCAUAACCUUCAGAAGUCACCGGUCCCCAUUCUCUCCCAUGAAGACAAUAUUUCUGAUGCCUGACUAUACAACUAAUCUUUGACCAAAGUAGAUUGGUUUGUACCUAUGUCAAGUUUCACCAAUAAUUCUCUCUCUGUUUCUAAUAGUUGACAUCCAAGGAGUUACUCUUUCCUCCUAAAGUUUCUCAGUCAUGACAGACUACCUUCUCCAGUAAAUGGUCUGUUAGACUUGGUUCAUGUUGAGGAUGGCAGGCAAACGUGAAACAACUUUUAACUGGCCAAUAAUUAGAAAGAAACUUUAAAUGAAGGAGGAGAAGAAACCUAUUUAAAUACCAGCCUAUUUAUUUCAAAACUGAUUUUCAAUCUUCAGGUGCGAUUUUUCUAGUCUUUGGACCUAAUUCAUUUCCUUGUUAAUUCAAAAUCACUUUCAAACAGCAUACAAGGAGGAACAGAGUUUCAUAACACAUUUCUUCAGAGCUUUGCUCAUGCAAAAAGUUCUGGUCUCACAACUCCACCUUUAUUUUCAUGAUUUCAAUAAUCAAGUGGCUUAUUCAAAUAUGCUAAUCAUCCAUUUACAUACAAAGACCUGAAAAGGUCAAGUUUUUCAGACAUCUGCUUAGCAUCACUCCUAAGUCAGGAUCAUAUCUACUGCUGAUAUUUCUGGGGCUCUGAACAUAAGGACUGGAGUUACAAUACAAUCUCAGGCAGUCCCUUCUUCUUUGAAGGACUGGACAACAAAUUCAGUAACAAGGGAAAUACUUUGUCAGUUCCCAAAAAAACACAUAACAAUUUCUCUUUUUGUGUCCCCUGACAAAGGCAGUGCCUGGGGUUGCUGCCCCUAUUGCCGCCUCCUCCACCCAUCCCAGUUUCGCUACUGAGAAAAAGCAGCAACUGUGGUCUGAUAAUGUCCUGAAAGCCAUUAAGCUGGGCUUCAGUUUUCGUCUCUGAUAAAUUCUUUGUGACGUAGGACAAGGAAUCACUUCCCCUACUUAAUCCUUGGCUCCUUCUCUAUACAACUGCUACAUAAAAAAUACUUACACACAUUUGUAAAAUACUUUGAGAACAACAGGGGGAAAGGGCAAAGUAUAGACCGGGGGUU